This is a messenger RNA of Onthophagus taurus, 693 nucleotides long. RefSeq names its product longitudinals lacking protein-like (gene lolal). The record is from RefSeq and is a predicted model, not a curated record. NCBI's taxonomy places the organism in Eukaryota, Metazoa, Arthropoda, Insecta, Coleoptera, Scarabaeidae. Gene Ontology annotation, biological process: regulation of transcription by RNA polymerase II. Gene Ontology annotation, cellular component: nucleus. Gene Ontology annotation, molecular function: protein binding.
GUUUGUUUAGCAGAAUGCUAAUGACUGCCUAAUUUCUUUCUAAAUUCCCCCGAUAACGAAUUUCUUCAAUCUUAAAAAUUCUCUACCGAUUUAAGUUAUAAACGCUCCAAGGUUAAGGGGCUAAAACCUUUUCUUCAACAUUCUAAUACGAUGGCGGACCAACAGCAAUUCUUUUUAAAAUGGAACGAUUUCCAAAGCAAUAUGGUUACUUCUUUUCGGCAUUUACGAGAUGAAAAAAGUUUCACCGACGUUACUUUAGCUUGCGAGGGGCAAACUUGUAAAGCUCAUAAAAUGGUACUAUCCGCAUGCAGCCCGUAUUUUAAAAGCUUAUUAGAGGAAAAUCCUUCAAAACAUCCGAUAAUAAUCCUUAAAGAUGUUGCUUACAGUCAUUUACAAGCAAUUUUAGAAUUUAUGUACGCUGGUGAAGUGAACGUAAGUCAAGAACAAUUACCUGCCUUCUUAAAAACAGCAGAUCGACUAAAAGUGAAAGGGUUAGCAGAGGCUCCUCCAGCAAUAAAACAUGAAUAGUUUUCACAAUUUGACUGUUUAAAGCUUUUUUCUUUAUAAAAAAUGUACUUUAAAUUUAAAUCUUACAAUGAAAUUAGGUUUGCAUAUUUUCCAUAUCGAAUUACUUGAUCAUUUAUUUUUUUCUUUUCUUUUAGUGAUGGUUUAAUUAUUUAAAGUUUAACUUGU